CCCCCACCCACAAUGCCCUCCCCGCCCUCCACACGCUACGUGCCCCCCAUAGACGGUCUCGUAGCCGACGGUGGCCAGGUCAGCGAGCAGGCCGCUGAGAUCAUACAUGGCGCCUUACAUCCCCAUACCUCCGACUCGUCUUCGGACCCUGCACCGCCUCUCGAGGACCUCGAUGACCUCAGCGGACUUGACGAUGCAGAGCACCUCCGCCAAGUCGCAGAGUGGGCCAAGCGUCCUUGGUGGAGGCGUCCUUCCAUCAUUUGGUCUGCCCAUCCGUGUUCGCGCCCACACGACCCUAGGCUGACAUUCCCUUCCGCAUAGGAUGAUGAUUGGCAUGCCUCUCGCGUCCAUUGGCUUCGCAUCGACUAUCGCGCCCCGCGUCGACCUCUACAUCACCCUUGUCUGCCGUGCGCACCCACCAGGCAAUACUUCCGACUCCGAGUCCCUAUUCUUUGGCGAGGUCCCUACGCAUGCCCAAUGCUCCCAAGAUGCGACUGUCCAAGCAGCAGUUGCUCAGCUCUCCGCAGUGCUCACAAUGACCAUGGGUAUCUUGAGCUGCAUUACCGGUGCUUGGUGGGGCUCGCUUUCUGAUCGUAUCGGACGGACCCCCAUCCUCUCCUGGUCCAUGUUUGGCCUCCUAAUUAACGACAUUGUUUACAUCAUAACUGCGCUCUUCUCUGACCAUCUUCCUGGAGGUUACUGGUUUCUCAUCAUUGGCAGUAUCCUGGAAGGCUUUCUGGGUGCACUACCCGCCGGCGUUGGUGCCUUGCACGGGUAUAUAGCCGAUUGUACAGAUCCAAGCGCACGGUCGCGUGCAUUCUCUCUAAAUCUUGGUCUUAUGUUCUCAGGCAUGGCAUUGGGUCCACUUAUCGGAGGUAUCCUUAUCAGUACAACUGGGCAAACUCUUUCCGUGUUUUAUCUGGCCGCGGCAGUUCAUGCCGCUUAUAUCGUCUUUAUUAAUGCCAUCGUUCCUGAGUCGCUCACACCCGCCCGACGGGUAGCAGCUCGUGCUGCACACCGCUCUGCCGCGCUCAAAAAAGCUGCCGCAGCGAAGAUUCAAGUGCGCUCUGUCAGACUGUUGAGUGUGCUGGCGGGCAUCUUGGGGUUCUUGACUCCACUUGCUGUUCUGGGGCCCAUAACAGUGAGCGAUAAACAAGGCCGAGCAAAACGUAAUUGGAGCCUUCUCUAUCUCGCUGUUAGCUAUGGAUUGACUGUAUCGAUCAUUGCAUCAAUGCCGUUCAAGUUUCAGUACGCAUCGAAAACGUUUGGCUGGACAUCUGAGACUCUGAGCUACUUUGUGUCAUUGACGGGCUUAGUACGAGCUGCCUUGCUAACCGCUGUCCUCCCUGUUGUGAUCAAGUUCCUUAAACCCAAGCCAGUUCCGAUCCAGCUAGAGAAUGCUUCCAUGGACGCACUAAACUCCAUUCCGUCACAAUCUUCCCAACGCAGUCCUAGCUCCAAUUCCAAACCACAGGCACAUGUCGCGCAAUUCGACCUUUCCCUUAGCCGUGUCUCGCUCGCUAUUGAAAUUAUUGGGUUCACUGUCAUGGCAUUCGCUGGCAACGCCACGGUCUUCACCGUCGGCACGUUGAUUGGCUCAUGCGGUUCCGGUUUUUCGCCAGCUGUGCAGGCCGCUGCGCUCGAGGUUUACUCCCGCCAGCACCCCGCUGGACGCGCGGAGUCGGGCCGACUGUUUGGCGCGCUGAGCGUCGUCCAGGCCGUCGGCGCGCAGAUACUUGGGCCUAUGGUGUACGGUAUCGUGUUCUCAAAGACGGUAGCGACUUUACCACGCACUAUCCUCGUCCUUUCUGUUGGUGUUGUCGUAGGCGCAUUGAUUUUCCUUGCAUUUGUGCGCCUACCAAACGAGAGCGAGUCGCGCGACGCGGAGGAGGCGCCUCUGCUUGGGGAGACAGGUGACGUGCCGACGAUCGUCGUCACUGAGGAAGGCGUUACUGCUGUUGCAGGGACUUCUUCGUGGUAAGUUGGCAUAGAGGGUGCAAUGCAGAAGGGUACCAUCUUACGAGACGAAAAGCUCGAUCAGUUCACUACAUUCAUCACCUACUUGUCCAAUCAAUUCUAUGGUAUAGCUUAUCUUUUGGAUAAUGUAUACAACAAUACACGCCUGUAGAUACAUCUUGCACAUGUACAAGAAAUGCAGAUCGACCUGACCAG
Molecule: messenger RNA, 2172 nt
Organism: Coniophora puteana RWD-64-598 SS2
Lineage: Eukaryota; Fungi; Basidiomycota; Agaricomycetes; Boletales; Coniophoraceae
Product: MFS general substrate transporter
Exons: 9
Coding region: 335-1981 (548 amino acids)
Biological process (GO): transmembrane transport
Cellular component (GO): membrane
Molecular function (GO): transmembrane transporter activity
Source: RefSeq, a predicted model, not a curated record